UCUAGCAUUCACCCUGCAUCCAUCUAAUUCCUUCACCACCAAAGCAGUGUGGAGUGUGGACAUGAUCGCCGGAUGUGCAUCUCCAAUGAAAUCGAUAAAUAUGGAUGAACUAGAAUCGUGAGAGACCAAAAGCCGUUACUUUUUGCCUAGUUAUUACAAUAAGGCCAAAAUUUUUGACUAGUCGGCCGCCGCACGUUCAAGAAUUUGGGAGAAACUGGUGGAGACACGUUUGUCAAGGGAAACCCAUACGGCCAUACCCAACCCACAAGCUCCACCACAGCCAAACCACUCUGAACUCAGCAGUAAAAAACCAAAAUGAACUUCCCUUUACUCUCUCUCCUCCUUUUCUUACACCUUUGUCUCGGUUCCUCUUCUCACAACAUCAACUCCGAACUCUUCGAAACUUGGUGCAAACAACAUGGCAAGAGCUACUCUUCAGAACAAGAGAAGCUGUACAGGCUCAAGGUUUUCGAGGACAACUAUGAGUUUGUUACCAAGCACAAUGAUUUGGGCAGCUCAAGUUAUGAGCUUUCUCUUAAUGCUUUUGCCGAUCUUACCCACCAUGAGUUCAAGGCUUCAAAGUUGGGUCUCUCGGGUGCAGGAGCCCGGUUUGAGCAGAGAAAUCUGGGAAGCAUUGGAUUUGUUGGGGAUGUUCCUGCAUCUUUUGAUUGGAGGAGGAAAGGGGCAGUCACUGAGGUCAAAGAUCAAGGGAGUUGUGGUGCGUGCUGGGCAUUUUCAGCGACAGGAGCUAUAGAAGGCAUUAAUAAGAUAGUCACUGGAUCUCUUGUCAGCCUUUCCGAACAGGAGUUAAUAGAUUGUGACAAAUCUUACAACGCUGGCUGUGGGGGUGGACUUAUGGAUUAUGCAUAUCAGUUCAUUGUUGAAAACCACGGAGUCGACACUGAGCAAGAUUAUCCAUUUAUAGCUCGAGAAAGGACCUGCAACAAAGACAAGUUGAGAAGGCAUGUUGUGACUAUUGAUGGUUACACAGAUGUGCCACCUAAUAACGAGAAAGAGUUGCUAAAAGCUGUGGCAGCUCAACCUGUGAGUGUGGGCAUAUGCGGCAGUGAGAGGGCAUUUCAGUUAUACUCAAAGGGCAUUUUCGCUGGUCCGUGUUCAACUUCUUUGGAUCAUGCAGUAUUGAUUGUAGGGUACGGGUCUGAAAAUGGAUUAGAUUAUUGGAUUGUGAAAAAUUCAUGGGGAACGAGUUGGGGAAUGAAUGGAUAUAUUUACAUGGCGCGUAACGGUGGUAACUCUGACGGUGUAUGUGGUAUCAACAUGCUGGCUUCCUAUCCGAGAAAGACCAGCCCUAAUCCCCCGCCCUCACCUCCUCCCGGUCCUACUAAAUGUGAUUUGUUCACUCACUGUGCAGCAGAGGAGACCUGCUGUUGUGCUUAUAGCAUCUUUGGGAUAUGCUUUUCAUGGAGAUGUUGUGAGUUGAACUCUGCCGUGUGUUGUAAGGACCGCCAACAUUGUUGCCCCCAUGAUUAUCCAGUUUGUGACAUACAGAGGAACCAAUGCCUCAAGCAUCAGCAGCAGCUUCCUGGAAAUGUCACGAGAAUGGAAAAUUUUGAGAAGAGGCUUCCUGGAAAGUUCGGUAGUUGGAGUUCGCUUUUUGAGGCUUGGAUUAUGUAAUCAAAGUCUCUUACAGAGUUUGGCGGUUGAAGUUGCCCUUUCUGAGGCUUGGUGUAUGUGGUAAAACUCCCAUUUGUUGUAUCAUUGAGCCUUUUUUGUGAUGGCUCCUGCAGUAUUUUAUCCAGUAUUAAUAUAUUCAGAGACAGUGAAAGUCUAUUUAUGUAAAUCAUUGAAUUGAUUAGUAGUUUGAUGUGGAAACAUAAGCAUCAGCAUAGUGUAAUAACACCAAACCAUUUGGCAAUAGCCUA
Tripterygium wilfordii is the source of this 1883-nucleotide messenger RNA. Its product is annotated as zingipain-2. The record is from RefSeq and is a predicted model, not a curated record. Gene Ontology annotation, molecular function: cysteine-type endopeptidase activity. NCBI's taxonomy places the organism in Eukaryota, Viridiplantae, Streptophyta, Magnoliopsida, Celastrales, Celastraceae. The transcript is spliced from 5 exons. Bases 316 to 1635 code for a protein of 439 amino acids. Gene Ontology annotation, cellular component: lysosome.